Molecule: messenger RNA, 3388 nt
Organism: Peromyscus eremicus (cactus mouse)
Lineage: Eukaryota; Metazoa; Chordata; Mammalia; Rodentia; Cricetidae
Gene: Ankrd35
Product: ankyrin repeat domain 35
Exons: 15
Coding region: 142-3132 (996 amino acids)
Molecular function (GO): actin binding
Source: RefSeq, a predicted model, not a curated record
GGGACGGGCUGGGCGCCGGAAGGGCGGGGUGGGGGCGGAAUCUGGGGCGGAGCUCCACGCAGAAAGGCUGGGAAGUGGGUUUGAGAACCUGUGGCCCGGCUCUCUGCGCGUCCCCGUCCCCCCGUGGCCCUAGCCCCGGCCAUGAAGCGCAUCUUCUCCUGCUCCAGUUCACAAGUGGCGGUGGAGAAAUGGAACCGUCGUGAUCAGAAGCUGCUGGAGGCCGUGCAGCGGGGGGAUGUGGGACGCGUGGCUGCCUUGGCCGCUAGGAAGUCAGCCCGGCCCACCAAGCUGGACUCAAAUGGCCAGUCCCCGUUUCAUCUGGCGGCCUCCAAAGGCCUGACGGAGUGUCUGACAAUACUGCUGGCAAACGGGGCUGACAUCAACAGCAGGAAUGAGGAUGGAAGCACCGCCCUGCACUUGGCCACCAUCUCCUGCCAGCCACAGUGUGUUAAGGUCUUGCUGCAGCAUGGCGCUAAUGAAGAUGCUGUGGAUGCAGAAAACCGCAGUCCCUUACACUGGGCAGCCUCCUCUGGCUGUGCCUCAAGUGUCCUCCUGCUGUGUGACCACGAAGCCUUCCUGGAUGUACUGGACAACGAUGGACGCACGCCCCUGAUGAUUGCAUCGCUGGGCGGUCAUGCGGCUAUCUGCUCACAACUGCUGCAGAGAGGUGCCCGAGUUAAUGUUACAGACAAGGAUGACAAAUCAGCCCUGAUCCUGGCCUGUGAGAAAGGCAGCGCUGAGGUGGCUGAGCUGCUCCUGAGCCACGGAGCAGACGCUGGAGCAGUGGACAGCCUGGGGCACAAUGCUCUGCACUACGCACUGCGUACACACGACAAGGAGCUGUGGGGGCUGCUACAGCAGGCCCUGAACCGGCGGCGGAGAGGCGGUCACGGACUGGUUCAACACCCAGAUCAUGCAUCUCAGGCUCCUCCACCUGAGCCUCAGGUGGGAUCUCCACCUAAGAACUCACGGAUAGCAGGGCCCGAGGAAGAGGAGGAGGAAGAGCGGGGCUCAGAAUGGAAGCGGAAGUAUGAAGAGGAGCAGAGGAAAGUGAGUCAGUUGGAGCAGGAGCUGGUGCGGAAGACGGAAGAGUGUAAAGCUCAAGCUGCAGCCUUCCUAGGCCUGGAGAACCAGAUUCGAGAGCAAGUGCAAGAACUGGGGCAUCUCCUAUUGCAAGAGCCCGGGGCUGCCGGAAGACAGGGCCCGGGUCUCCGGCCUGGAGGAGAUGGUAUGGAGCAGGGUUGUCCUCUGAAUCUGCUGGCUGAGCGAAUCCAAGAACUAAAGAAGCAGCAGAAAGCAGCGGCCACAGUCAAUCCAACAGUAGCUCCCAGGGGAGCUGAAGAGUUAGCCCCAGCAGAGAUUCAGUAUGAAGUCCAUAGAAAAUCCCAACCAGAACAGGGGCCGCCCCAGAGCCCAAAGUCUCAGGCCAUCGAGAAAGCCACGGGACAGCGACUGAACACCAGUGGGGGACAGAACCUUGGCCUCGAUAACACCGAUAACACCGACCAGGUGUGUGUUGGCCAGAAGGAGAGGUCCCCGGCCCCAGGGAUUGAACAAGCGGGCCCAGUAGGAGAACCGGUGGGCAUAGCAGCCGUGAACCAACUCCUCCUACAGCUAAGGGAAGAGCUGGCUGCCGUGUGGCGAGAAAAGGAUGCAGCCAGGGGGGCUUUGUCAAGACCAGUUCUGGAGGGAGCCCUGGGGACUCCCAGGGCUGAGGCUGCAGCCGCUGCCUGGGAGAAGAUGGAAGCCAGGCUGGAGAGGGUGCUGGUGAGGCUGGAUCGAGCGAAAGCGGGACUGCAGGUGAAACCCGAGGUCUUUGCCCAGGGGACCAGAGAGGGAGCCCCCAAAGCAGUCCCGGGAUGCCCUAAAGAGCACGAAGAAAAGAGGGCUCCUGGAGCCAGAGGAGAACCCCUCGGGGCCCCUGGAGGAGAACAGGCCUCAGGAGGAGGACAGGCGAAGGGGCACCUGGAGAAAGAGGUGUCAGCGCUGAGACUGAGCAACAGCAACUUGCUGGAGGAACUGGGAGAGCUGGGGCGCGAGAGGCAACGCUUGCAAGGAGAGCUGCAGUCCUUGACCCAGAGACUACAGCGGGAGUUUGUGCCCAAGCCUGAGGCGCAGGUCCAGCUACAGCAGUUGCGGAGGAGCGUCGGGUUGUUGACAGAGGAACUGGCCAUGGAGAAGGAGGCUACAGAGAAGCUGCGCAAGCGACUGGCUUCCCAGAGCAGCGCCCUCCAAGGACUGUGGAACUGUCUGCCCCCAGACCUCGUGGGCAAGGGGAGUGCACGGAGUACAGCUGCAGAACCCCUGGAGGAGCUGCAGACCUGCAUCAGCAUCCUGGUGGAUAGGCACCUGGAGACCCAGCAGGCGCUGGCUCGCUUGGAGGAGGAAAACCAGCAGCUGAGAGGAUCCUUGUCCCCCAGUGGGGAGCUAGAGGCCUCCCUGAAGGCUACAGCAUCCCCCCAAGUGGCCGCCCUGGAGCAAGAUCUGGGGAAGCUGGAGGAAGAGCUGCGGGCAGUGCAAGCCACGAUGAGCGGGAAGAGUCAGGAGAUCUGCAAGCUGAAGCAGCUGCUCUACCAAGCCACAGAGGAAGUGGCCGAGCUGAGGGCCCGGGAAGCAGCCAGCCUGCGGCAGCACGAGAAAACGCGAGGCUCGCUGGUGGCCCAGGCGCAGGCUUGGGGCCAGGAGCUCAAAGUUGUGCUGGAGAAGUACAAUACAGCCUGCCGGGAGAUGAAUCGGCUGCGGGACACCGCGGCGGAGGAGCGUCGCCGCAGCGAGGACCUAGCGGCUCGGGCGGCCGAGCAGGAGCGCCAGGCGGGCGAGAUGCGCGGGCGCUCGGAGCAGUUCGAGAAAACCGCCGAGCUGCUGAAAGAGAAGACAGACCACCUCAUCGGGGCUUGCCGGGACAAGGAGGCCAAGAUCAAGGAAUUGUUAAAGAAGCUGGAGCAGCUUUCUGAAGAAGUCCUGGAGGUCCGGGGGGAGAAUACCCACCUGGCCCUCCAGCUGCAGGAUUCCCAGAAGAGCCACGAGGAGACCAUCUCCACCUACAGGAACCAUCUGCUGAACGCUGCUCGGGGCUACAUGGAACAAGAUGUGUACAAUAUCCUGCUUCGAAUCCUCAGCAUGCAGGAGUGAGGCAGACUCUGAGCACCCUCAGAGAUGAUGGCCUUUCCUUUUUGGAGUAAGGGCACUCACCGCCUGGUUCACAGAGCCUCUAUCAAGCUGUGGUGGGCGGGCGGGCGGGCGGGUGCCAUUGCCCACUAGGGGUGGUGUGGGUCGGGCUUCACUGGGCACACGGACCCCAGACCUGAAAACCUGGAUCCUGGAAUCAGCACAGAACAGAAUUAUGGAUGUAAAACCAGCUCCGUGGAGAAUAAAGCAGAAAGACGGA